Funneliformis geosporum is the source of this 2247-nucleotide messenger RNA. NCBI's taxonomy places the organism in Eukaryota, Fungi, Glomeromycota, Glomeromycetes, Glomerales, Glomeraceae. The record is from the annotation of a GenBank genome assembly.
AUGAGUGAAGAAGAUUAUUUUAAUGAGGAUCAAAUUAAAGUGUUGAAAGCGUUCUUUUCAACAUUUAUAGCCGAAUUAGAUGAUGAUGAAACCCGAGAAUUAAUUUCAACUUCGUGUUCAGUGAACAAUAAAGAAAAUCUUUCCUCAAUUAAAUCUUUUGCUAAAUUUGACUUAUCAUCAUCAUAUCCGGAAUUUUUAGAAUAUUUUAUGGAAAGUUUAAUAAACUUUACGACAGAGGAUAAAUUAUCAAAGAUUCGAUUCAUAUUAAAAUUACUUUCGAUUCGCCUUUCAGCGUACUUAUUAACGGGACACUUUAAACCAUUUUACGAAUUAACCAGGAAGCAGAGAGAAAAGGUUAUACAAACAUGGGCCAUUUCAUCAAGUCUUUUUAGAAGAUUAUAUCAUAACUUUGCGUUGUUGAUUACAGGAUCAUUUUGGUUAAAUCCACCAACGGAAAUUACCAAUACAAUUGGAUAUCCUGUCACCGAUCCCGAAAUCAAUUCAGAAAAGUUUACAUCAAAAUCAUUUCCAAUUUAUGAUUUCAUAGAAAUACCAGCCGAAGGAUGUGAGUUGGAAUUUGAUGUGAUCGUCAUCGGUAGCGGAGCAGGUGGAGGUGUCAUAGCGGCUGAAUUAGCCAAAGCCGGGAACAGUGUGUUGAUAUUGGAGAAAGGAAAAUAUUAUCAUCAAAGUGAGUUAACCAUGAGAGCCAACGAUGGAUUAAAAAAUCUUUAUGAGAGAAAAGGAGUUAUGAUAUCAGAAGAUGAUAGUAUUGCUGUUCUGUCAGGAUCAACUUUUGGUGGUGGUACCGUGGUAAAUUGGUCUGCUUCUGUUAGACCGCAAGAUUUCGUUAGAAAAGAAUGGGCCAAACCAGGAUUAGAUUACUUUCUAAGUGAUGAAUUUAAUGAUGCAUUAGAUUAUGUUGAAGGAAGGAUGGGAGUUUCCGCAUCUCAAGUAACUCAUAAUGAACAGAAUAAGAUUCUUAUCGAUGGUUGUAAAAAUCUUGGAAUUCAUAAUGAUAUAGUGGCACAAAACUCUGGAGGACACGCGCAUUCUUGUGGUUGGUGUGGCUAUGGAUGUGAGUGGUUGGAGAAACAAUCGACAUUGAUGACAUUUUUACAAGAUGCAAGGGAUUCAGGAGCGAAAUUUAUACAAGAUUGUUUCGUUGAGAAGAUAUUAAUCAAAAAUGGCAAAGCGAAUGGAGUCGAAGCCCUAGUAUCAGGAGAUAAGAGAUUAAUGGUUUCGGCAAAAAUUGUCGUAGUAUCAGCUGGAUCGAUUCAUUCGCCUGCAAUAUUAUUAAGAAGUGGCAUCACCAAUCAAAAUUUAGGAAAACAUUUACAUAUACAUCCAGCAUGUGAAACUUAUGGUAUAUUUCCAGAUCGAGAGGUUAAAGGUUAUGAUGGGACAAGCAUAUGUUCGGAGAAAGAAAAUAUCAAUGGCAAAGGCUAUGGAGUUAGAAUUGAAACUCCUGAACAUGAUAAACAUAGCUUAUUACAAGGCAUUAUCUUGUCUUUGAAGAUUUUGGUAUCUGCUGGUGCCAAACGAGUUGGAACUGCUCAGGCCGGAAUCGAAGAUUUCGUUGUUAAUGAAUUGGGUAACGUUGAAGAUGAAACUUUUUUGGAAUAUUUGGAAAAAGUUGAAGAAAUUGGUUUGACCGAGAAUAGGACUUUUAUCGGUACCACUCAUCAAAUUGGCACUUGUCGAAUGGGAGAUCAUCCUUUAAAUUCGGUGACGCUUUUUGUCUCUGCUCAAGAACUUCCUCCAACAAAGCUUGAUUUCCAUACCGUUAAGAUCCCUAAAUAUGCCUCAUGGUAUAAAUGCAAUACAUUGUCGACGGAAUUUAUGAGUUAUGCCAUAAAGUUAGCCAGUAAUUACGCACAAGUAGAUCCAAUAAAUUAUGGCGGCAAAUACAUAUUUGAUGAUCAACCUGAAUUAAAUAAUAGUUUUUAUGGAAAAUAUGGAAAAGGGUUUGUCGCUAGGGCCACUAAUAGGACGGAUUAUAUUAUCGUAUCACUAUGUGGAGAUAUCGGCCCUAAUGGUUCUUUUAUAGGUGUAUCAUAUUCUUGCGGGAGAGUUUUUACAUCGCCGCCUGGUACAUGGUGUUUAAUAAUUUAUAACCCAUUUUUCAAUGAUCAAAAGUUAGAUGUCGUUCUUUCUUUUACUGAAAGUGUAUUUGUAGAUGGUUCAUAUAGAAAAGAUCAAAACGAAACCAUUACUAUAGCUAAAGAAAUUAGAACGUUUAAAUCAUAA